This is a messenger RNA of Rhizophagus irregularis DAOM 181602=DAOM 197198, 391 nucleotides long. Lineage: Eukaryota; Fungi; Glomeromycota; Glomeromycetes; Glomerales; Glomeraceae. The record is from RefSeq and is a predicted model, not a curated record.
UUUCGUGCAUUAUUUCCUUAUACACAUUUUCAUCAAAGAAACACGAUAAUUAUUUAAAGGAAAGGACUUUACAAGCGGAUAAAACCACCCUUUUAUUCCUUCCUAUAAUUUGUAUUGUAUUUUGUAAAAAAAUGUCUUUUUCUAAUCGAUCAUAUCAAUUCCGACUCUACAAGGAAAGAAGGUUAAGAAGAAAAAUUAUAAAUCAUUAUCGAAGAUUCGCAUCGAAUAAUAACAUGCUUAGAAGGAUUUCAAACCUUCCCCAACAAAAUUCGACUAAUUCAUUCGUAAAUCAACUAUUUAAUGGGUCGACAUUCUAAUAUAAUUUCGACCUAAAAAAUUUUAUUAUACCUUUUUUUAACGUAUCUUAAAAUUAUAUUUUUUAUUACGAUUA